Molecule: messenger RNA, 4646 nt
Organism: Erythranthe guttata (spotted monkey flower)
Lineage: Eukaryota; Viridiplantae; Streptophyta; Magnoliopsida; Lamiales; Phrymaceae
Product: ABC transporter G family member 32
Cellular component (GO): membrane
Molecular function (GO): ATP hydrolysis activity; ATP binding; ABC-type transporter activity
Source: RefSeq, a predicted model, not a curated record
CCGCCUACUGUAAUCUACCAUGCACAGAUUUUCGUCGGUUAAUUCUUCUUACCAAGAAAUCUGUACGAUUCACGUUCAUCCCUUAAACAAGAACAGAAGAGAGAGAAAGAAGAUUGAUCGAAAGAAAAUUAUUACAGAGCAUUCAACAACCCCCCUUCCAGCCUCCAAAGUCGUUGCCGAUUGACCCAACCGAAAAAUCCCACCCAGAAAAAAUGCUUCAUCCCCACAAAUUCAGACACUCAAACUCUUCUUUAAAGCCUCCUGAGAUCACACAUAAUUUAAUGUUCCUCAAAGUAAUUUGGGGUUGUCGAGAAAAACCGAAAAAAAGGGCAUGUUUGCGAUGAACGGAUUGAGUAAUGGUGGUGGUGGUGGUACUGAUCGCGGUGAAUACGAUGAGGGUGUUGUGUUGGCUGCUUUGCAGAGGUCGUGUACUUACGACAGAGCCCGGGUUGCGCUUUUUCGCAGUGUUGAUGGGGAGCUGUCGUUGGUUGAUGUUCGUAAAAUUAAGAAUGCUGAGCAUAAGGAAGUGCUAGAUAAGUUGGUCGGUGAAAUUCAUGAAGAUAUUGAGGGGUUUUUCGGGAAAGUUAGGCAGAGAUUUGAUGCUGUCAGACUAGGAUUUCCAAAAGUCGAGAUACGGUUUCAGAAUCUUAAGGUCGAUGCAUUAGUCCACGUUGGAAGCAGAGCUUUGCCAACCAUACCCAAUUUUAUUUUUGACAUGACUGAGGCUUUGUUGAGGCAACUUAGGAUUGUCUCUGGAAGAAAACAGGAGUUUUCUAUACUGAAAAAUAUAAGUGGUAUCGUAAGGCCUUCAAGGUUGACUCUGCUUUUGGGUCCUCCAAGCUCUGGAAAGACAACGUUUCUUUUGGCUCUUGCAGGUCGUCUUGCACCCACUUUACAGAUGUCAGGGAAAAUUACGUAUAACGGACAUAAUCUAGACGAGUUUUCUCCUCAGAGGACUUCAUCAUAUGCGAGCCAGCAGGAUUGGCACAUUUCCGAGAUGACUGUGAGGGAGGUUCUUGAAUUUUCAGGACAAUGUCAAGGCGCUGGAUUCAAGCACGAAAUGCUUGUCGAACUUCUUAGAAGAGAGAAAAUUGCUGGAAUAAAUCCAGAUCAAGAUCUAGAUAUUUUUAUCAAGGCAGUAGCAUUGGGGCAACAGACAAGUGUUCUUGUGGAAUACAUCAUGAAGAUUUUAGGAUUGGAUAUUUGUGCUGAUACAUUGGUUGGAGAUGAAAUGCUUAAAGGGAUAUCCGGGGGCCAAAAAAAGCGGCUCACUACAGCUGAACUGCUUAUGGGUGCUUCUAGGGUACUUUUCUUGGACGAGAUAUCAACCGGACUAGACAGCUCAACUACCCACCAAAUAAUCAAAUAUCUUCAGCACACAACUCAUGCUCUUGAUUUCACAACAUUAGUAUCUUUAUUGCAACCGGAUCCCGAGACUUACGAGAUGUUUGAUGACAUCAUUCUGUUUAGCGAGGGACAAAUUGUUUAUCAGGGACCACGUGAAGAUGCACUCGAUUUUUUUGCAUUUAUGGGUUUCAAAUGUCCAUCUAGAAAAAAUGUUGCCGACUUUCUACAAGAGGUAAUAUCUGUGAAGGACCAAGAGCAGUAUUGGUUCCGCAAUAGUCAAUACAACUAUGUCUCUGUGGCGAAGUUCGUAGAUAGUUUUCAGUCCUUUCGUGUUGGUAAUUUAUUGUCUAUGCAGUUAGCCACUCCAUUCGAUAAAUCUCUCAAUCACCCAGCUGCUCUGUUCACCGAAACUUAUGGUGUAACAAGGGCUAAGCUUCUGAAGACAAGUUUAUCGUGGCAAAUGCUACUACUGAAGCGAAAUUCCCCUGUUUUUGUUUUCAAAUUCAUCCAGCUCUUCCUAAUUAUUUUGAUAAUGAUGAGUGUGUUUUUCCGGACAACUAUGCAUCAUAAUACUCUCGACGAUGGAGGAGUAUACCUUGGUGCACUUUACUUCGCCAUAGUUAUGAUUCUUUUUAAUGGAUUUAUGGAGGUUCCAAUGUUGAUAGCUAAGCUGCCUGUUCUUUACAAGCACAGAGACAUGCGGUUUUACCCUUGCUGGAUAUACACUCUUCCCUCCUGGAUUUUGAGCAUUCCCCUUUCACUUGUAGAAUCUUUUCUGUGGGUAGCAGUUACAUAUUAUGCAAUUGGCUUCGAUCCACAAAUAACUAGAUGCCUUCUCCAGUUCUUUUUAUACUUCACUUUGCACCAGAUGUCGAUAGGCCUUUUCCGAGUGAUGGCAUCAUUAGGGAGAAAUAUGGUUGUUGCCAAUACGUUUGGAUCUUUUGCUUUGUUGGUUGUUAUGGUCCUUGGUGGAUUUAUACUUUCGAGAGAUAGCAUCCCUGUUUGGUGGAUAUGGGGUUACUGGUUCUCCCCUAUGAUGUAUGCUCAAAGUGCAGCUUCGGUGAAUGAAUUUCUUGGCCCCUCGUGGGAUAAGAAAGCUGGAAACGAUACUACUUUGUCUUUGGGGGAAAAGUUGCUGACGGUCCGCAGUUUGUUUCCAGACGACCAUUGGUAUUGGAUAGGCGUUGGAGCACUACUUGGAUAUACAAUAUUAUUCAACACACUCUUUACUGUGUUUCUGACUCUUCUAAAUCCCCUAGGGAAUCAACAAGCUAUUAUUCCCACAGAGGACCAUCACGACAAAAACAGUGGACGAGAGAGUGAAUCUUCCAUCAUUUCUUUCGGAGAGUUCUUGCAACAUACACACUCUUUCACUGGCAAGAGUUUCCGAAAACACAAAGGAAUGGUUCUUCCGUUUGAACCACUUUCCAUGUCUUUUAGCAACAUCAGCUACUACGUUGAUGUUCCUCUGGAACUCAAGGGGCAGGGUUUACAAGAAGACAAGUUGCAGCUACUCGUAAAUGUAACCGGAGCAUUCCAGCCUGGCGUGCUUACUGCAUUAAUUGGUGUGAGUGGUGCUGGAAAAACUACAUUGAUGGAUGUUUUAUCAGGCAGAAAAACGGGAGGGUAUAUCGAAGGUAGCAUCUACAUUUCGGGAUAUCCCAAAAAUCAAGAAACAUUCGCAAGGAUUUCUGGCUACUGUGAACAGAGUGAUGUUCAUUCCCCAUGUCUCACUGUGGAUGAAUCACUCGUAUUUUCUGCUUGGCUCCGAUUAUCUUCUCAGUGUGGCUUCCCUAUUCAGCGAGCUUUUGUGGAUGAGGUUAUGGAACUAGUUGAGUUAACUCAGUUACGCAGAGCACUAGUUGGUGUACCGGGAGUAAAUGGCUUGUCGGUGGAGCAAAGGAAAAGGCUGACAAUUGCGGUCGAGCUUGUUGCCAAUCCUUCAAUAGUUUUCAUGGAUGAACCCACUUCAGGGCUCGAUGCCAGGUCAGCAGCCAUUGUGAUGAGAGCCGUGAGGAACAUUGUGGACACCGGUCGAACAAUAGUUUGCACUAUUCACCAGCCCAGCAUUGAUAUCUUUGAAUCUUUUGAUGAGCUUUUACUAAUGAAACGAGGCGGACAGCUGAUCUACGCGGGCCCACUGGGCAACAAAUCUAACAAGCUUAUUCAGUAUUUUGAGGCUAUUCCAGGAGUUCAAAAAAUAAAACCUGGAUAUAAUCCUGCAGCUUGGAUUCUUGAAGUUACGUCUCCAGGUGAAGAAAAUCGCCUAGGUUUGGACUUUGCAGAAAUUUAUCGCGGAUCACUUCUGUUUCAGCAAAAUAAGACUCUGGUUGAGAGUUUAUGCAAACCAGAUAAGGAUGCAAACAAAUUGACUUUUCCGAGCAAAUAUUCCCUCUCGUUUUUCGGUCAGUUCCUAGCAUGCUUUUGGAAGCAGAACUUGUCCUACUGGCGUAAUCCACAAUAUACCGCCGUACGCUUCUUCUACACUGUUAUCAUUUCGUUGAUGUUUGGUUCAAUAUGCUGGAAAUUUGGUUCCAAAAGGGAAUCGCAACAGGAUAUAUUCAAUGCCAUGGGAUCCAUGUACGCAGCUGUUUUAUUCAUCGGAAUCACAAACGCAUCUUCUGUGCAGCCAGUCGUCUACUUCGAAAGGUUCGUUUCGUACAGGGAAAGAGCUGCAGGAAUGUAUUCAUCACUACCAUUUGCAUUAGCCCAGGUCGCAGUCGAGUUACCGUACGUCUGCGCGCAGUCGAUUAUCUACAGCGCUAUCUUCUACCUAAUGGCGUCUUUCGAAUGGAACGUAUACAAGUUCCUUUCGUAUGUAUACUUCAUGUACUUCACAUUGCUGUACUUCACCUUCUUUGGAAUGAUGACAACUUCCCUUACUCCCAAUCACAAUGUAGCCGCUAUUCUUGCCGCACCGUUCUAUAUGAUGUGGAACCUUUUCAGCGGCUUCAUGAUUUCUCACAUGAGAAUUCCUGUAUGGUGGAGAUGGUAUUACUGGGCAAAUCCAAUAGCAUGGAGUUUAUAUGGGCUUUUAACAGCACAGUAUGGAGAUAUGAAUGAACUCGUUAAGCUGAGUGAUGGAGUCAACUCAGUGCCAAUUAAGCAGCUUCUGAAAAGCCAGUUUGGUUUCCGACACGAUUUCUUGAGCAUUGCUGGUCUUAUGGUUGUCGGAUUCUGCGUCGUUUUCGCCGGAACUUUUGCUUUUGCUAUCAGAUUCUUCAACUUUCAGAGGAGAUGAUUUUUUUUUUAAUUUUUUUUAUUUAUUAUAAUUUUCAGAGGAGAUGAUUUUAUUUAUU